Cynoglossus semilaevis (tongue sole) is the source of this 1628-nucleotide messenger RNA. RefSeq names its product interleukin 12B, b (gene il12bb). The record is from RefSeq and is a predicted model, not a curated record. The transcript is spliced from 9 exons. NCBI's taxonomy places the organism in Eukaryota, Metazoa, Chordata, Actinopteri, Pleuronectiformes, Cynoglossidae. Gene Ontology annotation, molecular function: protein binding. The coding region runs from base 38 to 1003 and encodes 321 amino acids.
UCAACUUCAUCACUGAGCCACCGCGCCGUCUGUCAAGAUGAUCGCCUUGUUCCUACUGGUUCUUUACUCCACUUCCUGCGGCGUCCACUCUGAAGGUCAACACGUCCACAUCGAGCCGCUCACGGACAACGUUCUGGUCCUGAAGGUUCUGUCCGGCGUGGACAACAAGGUGUACGUCCCCCUGACGUGUGGAGCGGCCUAUCAGACUCAGUCUGUGUUUUGGAAGAAAGAUGGGAUGGAACUCGAUCCUCCUCUGCAGGGGAACCAGGUGAGGGUCCUGGUGGAGCAGAUGGACGGGGGUAACUACACCUGUCACCUCGGCCCUGACGGACAGUACCUGAACCACACUGUAAUCCUGGUCCAGAUGGACUCAGACAACAGGAGCCUCAUCCUGGAGGAAAUGUCACCAACGGAAGGUCACAUCCACUGUUCAGCACCAAACUACAAAGGUGAUUUUCACUGCACUUGGAAGAGAACACAAUACAGAUCUCAUGCUGCUGUGCUGCUGGUAAAAGCCAUUCGCAACUUUGAACAGAUCCCGUGUCAGCUGGAUGCUGACGGAUCAGGGGUUCACUGUCAGGAUGUCAACUGUCCGUUCAGAGAGGAACAGCUGCGCAUCUAUCUCACCGUGUACAUCCACAGCUUUUCUCGCCUGGAGGUCUACACUAAGGUUUUCUACCUGAGGGAAAUUGUAAAACCAUCAAAACUCUCCAACCUCCACCUUAGUGAUGGGAAUGUGUUCAGUUGGAACUACCCAGACUCCUGGGAGACCCCACGGACCUACUUCGCCUUGCAGUUUCAGGUCAAAGUCAUCAAUCACGGACAUCCCUGUAACACUGAAGAGAACGUAGCGCUGCACAACAUCACUGAGGACACAACCUACAAAGUGGACGUCCAACGUAAGAGGUACAUUUUCUGUGUACGAGCUCAGGACAAGUACACAAAUGGACCAUGGAGUCACUGGACCCACUGCACAGUGAACAGAAACAAGGUUCAGUGCUGAGGUUUUACACUGCCAUAACAGAAGAAAAUAAAAUAGAUGAUGUGCACUUGAAUAAUGGAUGUUAAGCUGUAUAGUAUUUAUUUUCUAUAUUGGAUGUUAAACUGUUAAAUUAUUUUUUUACUUCAAAAUAAAUCAAUGAUCAUCACGUGCGGCGUCGCUCGUUUGGCUUUCUGUAUCGCGUUUCACAAACACUUAACUAACGAAGUAACAAGUGAUUGAAUAGAUUUGCAGCAGGUUAGGGUGAUAAAGAUCAAAAAUGGAAAAGUGCCAGUGAGGAAUUUGGAAAAAGAUGUUUACAUGAGACCACAUCAGAAAUGAACCUAUCCGAGGGCCGGGUGAGGGCACAAACCAAACAAUCACUACAGGAAAUUCAGGUAGAAAAAAAAGCUUUAUUGUUGUAUUUACAGCCGUAUUAUGAGCAGCAAUGUUGUAAAUGAGAUGAGGGAAAGUUACGUCAAAUCACAAUAAAAAAAAGAAGGAAACUGUGUUGUUUUCCCCCAAUGUUUUUCUCCUAGUGAGCGAACACGUUAAGCUAUUAGAAAACUGCACUUUGUGGUCACUUUUUUCCCUCCUCCCUAUGUGUAAUAACCUAAACAGUAAAAAAAAAAAAAGUCUAAAAUUCACA